AUUAUAUUGGGAGCUUGUGAGUAUGUUCUCUUCUUUCUUCUAUUUUCUUUCUGCUCCAUAGAAAUUCCGUGUAUAUAUUUUUGUUUUUAGAUCUUCGAAACGUCCACGCAGAGUGAACCAAAAUUAGCUAUCAUGCCUUCCGCCGACUUCAUCAAUAUUACCGCGAAACCAGUAUUGGAAAAUGAGAAUGAAAUAGCUCGUACAAGAUGUACCAAGCCGUUAGUGACCAGUGGUGUAUUGGAUCAAUUUGGACACUCAGACUUGACACCGGUAAUUGGAACAGUAUUCGACGAAAAGGUUCAAUUGAAAGAUUUCCUAUCGCCGAGUACCUCAGAGGAAUUAUUUAAGGAUUUGGCGUUGACAAUCUCCGAUCGUGGUGUAGUCUUUUUCAGAAAUCAAGACAUCAAUGCUGAGCAAAUGAAAGCUGUUAUUGAACGUAUCUCCAAAGCAGCUGGAUCUCCUGAAUCCUCUACACUUCACAUCCACCCCCUCACCGAACAAUCCUCCGAACUAGGCGAUCAAGUCUCCGUGAUCUCUUCCACAAAGCAAGCCAAAGGCGGUGGAUUAACUCACCAACUGUCCGACGUAUCUCGAUUUGCCAGCACUGGCUGGCAUGCCGAUAUCACAUUUGAACGAGUUCCUUCCGAUUAUGCCAUGUUGAAAAUCCAUACCCUUCCCGAAACAGGUGGCGAUACUUUAUGGGCAUCUGGAAACGAAAUUUAUGAAAGACUGAGUCCAAGGAUGAAGGAAAUGUUGGAAGGGUUAACAGCGACUCAUGAUGCGAGCUUUUUCCAUGAUGAAGCAAGGAGACUCGGACAGGAUAUUAGAGAAGAUAUGAGAGGGAGUCCAUUAAAUAUUGGAAAAGAGUUGAGUGCUGUUCAUCCGGUGGUUAGGACAAAUCCUGUAACCGGCAAGAAAUCCCUUUUCAUAAACCAAGGCUUCACACGACGACUCCAUCCUCUCACAAAAGAUGAAUCGGAUCUCUUACUUCCAUGGCUGAAGAAUUUGGUGCCUUUGAAUCACGAUGCGCAAGUCAGAUGGAAGUGGAGUAAGAAUGAUGUAGCGAUUUGGGAUAAUAGGAGUAAUUGGCAUUGUGCUACUUAUGAUUAUGCGGAAGCGAGAGCAGGCGAUAGAGUUUGUAGUUUGGGGGAGAAGCCUUAUUUGUGAAAAGCUUGGUAUAGAAAAGGAUGUUGGGAAAUAGAAUGGGAAUAAUCGAGGUCGAGGUAUAGAAAUGGGUAGAUUGGUCUAAGAUUGGAGGUAUUCGAGUGUUGGUCGUUAUUGGCUCUUCUCAAUCGUGGGUCAAGAGUUUGAAUCGCCUAAUUGGUAUGAUGCGUUCGGCUAUACCAGCGAGAAAGAUAGAAUACUCUAUAAACUACAUGUUAGCUCCCGAUUAUUUUCUCUUCAAACCACAACUACAUAUAUCGCCCCUGCGCACAAGGACCU
Messenger RNA from Botrytis porri, 1443 nucleotides. RefSeq lists its product as uncharacterized. The transcript has 5 exons. The coding region runs from base 133 to 1167 and encodes 344 amino acids. Gene Ontology annotation, molecular function: 2-oxoglutarate-dependent dioxygenase activity. The record is from RefSeq and is a predicted model, not a curated record. NCBI's taxonomy places the organism in Eukaryota, Fungi, Ascomycota, Leotiomycetes, Helotiales, Sclerotiniaceae. Gene Ontology annotation, cellular component: cytoplasm.